CGCGAGGGGUGCACGGGGGUCGCCGCGUACCGCCAGUCUGACUCGCGACGACGCGUUCUCGUCUACGAGCACCUCGCGACGGGGGCUAGUGCGACGGCGUGGUGCUGACGGCCAGGUGUUGCCGGCCGGGUGUUGACGGCCAGGUGUUGACGGCCAGGUGUUGACGGCCAGGUGUUGACGGCCAGGUGUUGACGGCCAGGUGUUGACGGCCAGGUGUUGACGGCCAGGUGUUGACGGCCAAGUCUUGACGGCCGGGUGUUGACAGCCAGGUGUUGACGGCUAAGUCUUGACAGCCAGGUGUUGACGGCCAGGUGUUGACGGCGAGGAACCGGUGCCGGUGGUCGGGUGCUGACGGCCAGGUGCCGGUCCCGGUGACGGGCGGACGAGCCAGGGACACGCUGGCCCCGAAUUCCUUCUCUGCAAGCAGGAUGCCGGCCAAAUGAAGAUGAGGCGGCUGCUGCAGGCGCUGUCGCUGCUGCUGCUGCUGUCCUGCUGCCAUGCCAACCUCAACUCGGGUUCAGGCGUCUUCAAGUUCAUCAAGUACCUCAAUCACCCGCCCGAGAUCACGGUGCGGCCGCGGCCCCAGGUGGUGCGCGCGGGCGGCGUGGCCUUCUUCCUGUGCGCCGCCAAGGGCGACCCGCCCCCGCUGCUGCGCUGGCGGCGGCGCUCUCGGAGCGGCGCGGCGGCGGCGGCCGCCCUGACGGAGCGCGCCAAGGUGCUGCGGCUGCCCGGGCCGCCCGGGCCGCCCGUCGGCGGCAAGGUGGCCUCGGCGGCGGCCGGGGGCGCGCGCCUCCUCCGCAUCCAGAACGUGCAGCCCCGGGACGGCGCCAUCUUCGUGUGCGUCGCCGAGAACAGCGCCGGGGACGCCGUCAGCGCCGAGGCCCAGCUCACCGUGCUUGACGGCAAGGGCCUGCCCGGCUUCCCCGUGGUGUCGCCCGCCAUCUCGGACUCGCUGACGUCCCGCGUGGUGGAGGCGGGCCACUCCGUGGUGCUGCCGUGCUCCGCCACCGGCAACCCCUUGCCCACCAUCGCCUGGCUCAAGGACGGCGUGCCGCUGCAAGCCCUGCACAAGCUGGGCGGCCGCGUGGCCGUCAUCAACGCGCCGGGCCCCUCGGGGUCCCUGAACGUGUCCGCGGCCAAGGAGUCGGACCAGGGCCGCUACGAGUGCGUCGCGGAGAACACUGUGGGGUCGCAGUUCAGCGCGCCCAUCCAGCUCUACGUGAAAGUGCGCCGCGUGCAACCCUACUUCACGCUGCCGGCGCCGGCCGAGGUCGAAGUGCAGAUCGGUGCCCACAUCAACCUGACCUGCGCGGCCUCGGGGACCCCCAUGCCGCGGCUGCGCUGGCACCUCUCCAAGGACUACGCGAUGCUGAACGACCGGCGCAUGGACUGGCCGAUGGCGGACCAGCCCCAAGAGGACCAGGACUACCAGGACGAGGAGGACAACGAGCUGCUGCUGGUGCCGGAGCACGUGCCGAUGAACACCGAGGAGCAGGAGACGUCUACGCACCGCCCGGACAGGGCCGACGGGACCCUGGGCGCCGCGUCGGUCGUGCUCAACAACAUCAAGGAGAACCUCAACUACACGUGCGUCGCCACGUCUGCCCUCGGCGUCAUCCACAGCACCACCAGGAUCAGAGUCCAGACGUUGCCGGGCCCGCCGCUGGCUCUCCGCGCGUAUGACGUCACCGCGACGUCGGCGCGCCUGAGCUGGCGCAGCCCCGCCGACGAGCCGCGGGAGUACGCGCUGCAGUUCCGCGUCAAGGGCUCGGCGGCGGCCAGGGGCUUCACGAAGGGCUCCGGCGUGGGCGUGGCCGGCGGCAUCUUCCAGGAGGUGAAGGGCGUGAGCUCGCUGCAUUACACCCUGCGCGGGCUGACGGCCAACACCAAGUACGAGGUGCGCGUCGUGGCUGUCAACGCCCUGGGCAGGGGCCCGCACUCCGAGCCGCUGGCCUUCACCACGCUGCACGCCGAGGACUCUCCCUUCGACGUCCCUCAAACGGAGGAGGCGCCGCGCGGGCUGCAGGUGCGUCCGCUCAGCUCCACCACGCUGCUGGUGCAGUGGGACGAGCCGCCCUCGCCCAGUGGGCCGGUCAGCGGCUACCGGGUCUACUUCACGACGCACCCGCUGCUGCCGCUGCCGCUCUGGAGCCAGCAGUCGGUGGACGACUCGCGGCUGUCCACCGUCUCGGGCCUCACGCCGCACCAGGUGUACUGGGUGCGCGUGCAGGCCCUCACCGCCGUGGGCGCGGGGCCGCCGUCCGUGCCGGCCCUCGUCAAGACGCAGCAGGGAGUGCCGGGGUCGCCGAACAAGUUCCGGCUGGCGAGCGUGUCGUCGUCCUGGGCGCGGCUGGAGUGGUCGCCGCCGUCGCCGCUGGCCGAGGACAUCGUGAGCUACGAGUUGUACUGGAACGACACGUACUCCCGGGAGCGCCACCACUUGAGCCUGUCCCCCGGGAGCCGCGGCGCGCUCCUGGAAACACUAUACCCCGGCUCCAUGUACGUGGCCUGGGUGGCGGCGCGCUCGCCGCGCGGCGAGGGCGCGCCCACCACCCCGCUGGCCGUGCGGACGCAACCCCUGGUGCUGCCGGCGCCCAAGGACAUCAAGACGUGGCCCAUCAACACCACGGCCAUCCGGCUGGAGUGGAAGCCGCCGACUGCCGGGGCGAACCUGACGAGGGGCUUCGUCGUGCUGCUCGAGUCCAACCAGGAGGACGCCGUGCCGGUGGAGGUGGAGCGCAGCCCCGCGCCGCCGCUGGAAGUGACGUGGCUCAUGCCACCGCAGUCCGCCACCCCCGUCAUCGGCUACCGCCUCCUCUACGGCCCCGUCGGCGACCCCGCCCCCAAGGAGCUCCUGAAGAACGCGGCGGACCAGCGCGCCAUCCUGGAUGACCUGGAGCGCGGCGUGCAGUACGAGUUCCGCAUGGCGGGGAGGACGCAGGCGGGCUGGGGGCAGGACGCCAGGUUGACGAUGUGGAUGCCGGAGGGGCGGCCGUCGGGGCCGCCCACCAACGUGACGGUGUACUGGCAGGCCGCCGGCGUGCUGGCCGUGACCUGGGAUCCCCCCGAGACGCUGGAGCGCGGCGGCAACGUGACGGUGUACACGGCCUCCGUCACCAAGGCCGGCGACUACUCCGGCUCCAGCCCCACCGUCAUCUUCGCCCGGAACGUGUCUGCCAUAAACCCCAAGGCCGUGUUCGCCGGGCUGGAGGACGGCGUCGACGUGGACGUGCAGGUGCAGGCGCACACGUCGCAGGGCGCCGGCCCGGCCUCGCCCAAGCUGACCGUCCGCGUGCCGCCCUCGCCGGCCAGGGCGCCGCUCAAGGUGGGCGCGGCGGCCACGUCGCAGCACAGCAUGGAGGUGUGGUGGGAGCCGCUGCCGGUGCGCGGCAAGCUGCUGGGCUACCAGGUGCUGUACACCACCACGGCCGUCGAGGACCUGGACGAGUGGCAGUCGCUGUCUGUCGGGCUCACCGAGUCCGUCGAGCUGGUGGGGCUGGAGCGGCUGGCCGAGUACGCCGUGACCGUGGCGGCCCGGACGCGCGAGGGCCUCGGCCACCUGUCCAGCGCGCUCACGGUGCGCGUGCGGCCUACCGAGGUGCCCGUCGACCUCAGGGCCUCCGACGUGUCCACGCACGGCCUCACCCUCAAAUGGGGCCCGGCCAUCCAGAUCAACCCGCUGCACUACCGGCUGUCGUGGGACGCGGUGAAGCUGUUCGUGGACGCGCAGGGCAUCACGCAGACGCAGCUGAUGCCGCGCCGCGACCUGCAGCUGGACAAGGCCCAGCGCAUGUACCAGCUCACGCAGCUGCAGCCCUUCACCACGUACCGCGUCAACCUGACGGCCGUGCCCGCCGACCGCGCGUACCGCCCGCCCGCCACGCUCAUCGUCACCACGCAGAUGGCCGCGCCGCAGCCCAUGGUGCAGCCCGCGCUCUACGGCGUCGUGUUCGGCAAGGAGAUCCAGGUGAUCCUGCCCCAGGCCAGCGAGCAGUACGGGCCCAUCUCGCACUACUACCUGGUGGUGGUGCCUGAGCCGAUGCCAGUCGUGGAGGCCCCGGAGCGACCGGACCGUCAGGACGCACCGCCAGUGCCGGUGCCGGCCUACUCGCCGCCCAUCCCGGACACGCUGCUCACCUCCCACCUGGAGCGCGCGUCGCUGGAGGAGCGCGAGGCGCCGCUGCGGCCCUACAUCGCGGCCAGCUUCCCGCAGCGCAACAUCCCCUACACCUUCCACCUGGGCAACAACGAGACCUACGACGGCUUCCGCAACAAGCCGCUGCGCAGCACGGCGCGCUACCGCAUCUUCAUCCGCGCCGUCGUGGACACGCCGCAGAAGCACCUGUACACGUCGUCGCCGUACUCCGAGCCGCUGUCCUUGUCCAUGCGCGCGGUGCCCCCGGGCGCGGCCCCUCGCCGCCCGGACCCCAGCGUGCCCGUGGAGCGGCAGGGCGGCGUGGCGGUGCGCGGCGGUGCGCGGGCGCGCCUGGGGUCCCCGGGGCUCAUGUGGCUGGUGGGGCCGCUGGGCGCCGCGCUGCUGCUCUGCAUCCUGAUGGUGGCCCUGUACGUGGUGAGGCGGAAGCGACGGCCCGCCAAGGCUCCGGACGCCGAGCCGGACGGCCCGGCCACCAGGCCGCUCAUCGCCAACCAGGGCGUCGACGGCCAGGCGUCCGUCUCCCACGCGCACUCGCCGGUGGCCUCCGACCCGGUGCGCGUGCGGCGGCAGAACUGCCAGACCGCCGCCAUGCAGGCCCACCCGCCCGUCCCGGUAGCCAGCCUGGCCGAGCACAUGCGCGCCCUGCGCGACGCCGGCGGAAUCUCGCAGGAGUACGAGAGCAUCGAGCCCGGGCAGACGUUCACGUGGGACCACUCGUCGCUGGAGGUGAACCGCGGCAAGAACCGGUACGCCAACGUGGUGGCGUACGACCACAGCCGCGUGGUGCUGAACGGCGACGAGCCGGGCGCCGACUACAUCAACGCCAACUUCUGCGACGGCUACCGGCAGCGCGACGCCUACGUCGCCACGCAGGGCCCCAUGCCCAACACGUUCGCCGACUUCUGGCGCAUGGUGUGGCAGCUGGGCGCCACGACCAUCGCCAUGGUGACCCGCUUGGAGGAGCGCACGCGCGUCAAGUGCCACCAGUACUGGCCCGAGCGCGGCUCCGAGCAGUAUGGCCAGUGCCAGGUCACGGCGGUGCUGCACCAGGAGCUGGCCCACUACACCCUCAGGACCUUCUCGAUCAGGCAGGAGGGCUGCCCGCCGCGGGAGGUGCGUCACCUGCAGUUCACGUCGUGGCCGGACCACGGCGUGCCCCCGUACCCCGGCCCCUUCCUGCUCUUCCUGCGCCGCCUGCGCGGGCUGCGGCUGCAGGGCUCGGCCGGGGUGCUGCCGCCGCUGGUGGUGCACUGCAGCGCGGGGGUGGGCCGCACCGGCUGCCUCAUCGUGGUGGACGCCAUGCUGGAGCGGAUGCUGCACGAGAACACGGUGGACGUGUACGGCCACGUCACCUGCCUGCGCUCGCAGCGGAACUACAUGGUGCAGACCGAGGAGCAGUACUCUUUCAUCCACGACGCGCUGCUGGAGGCGGUGCAGUGCGGCCACUCGGAGGUGCUGGCCAGGGACCUGCAGACCAAGCUGGAGGGCCUCGAGACCCCCGUGCACGGCCCGGACGGCACGCUGGUCACGCCCAUGGACCUCGAGUUCAAGCGCCUCAACGCCAUGCGGCUGCCGGACGCCACUUUCUCGUCGGCCUCGAUGGAGGCGAACCGGGGCAAGAACCGCCUCGCGCACGCCGUGCCGUACGACCACGCGCGCGUCAUCCUGAGCGGCAUGGGCGGCGAGCCCGGCGCCGACUACAUCAACGCCUCCUUCCUGGACGGCUACCGCUCCCGCAACGCCUACAUCGCGACGCAGGGCCCGCUGCCCAACACCGUGUCCCAGUUCUGGCGCAUGGUGUGGCAGCACAACGUGGCCAUCAUCGUGAUGCUCACCAAGCUCAAGGAGCAGGGCCAGGACAAGUGCACGCAGUACUGGCCGGCCGAGCGCGCGCUGCGCUACGGCGCCGUGCUGGUGGAGCCCCUGGCGGAGUACAACCUGCCCACGUACACGCUGCGCGAGUUCAAGGUGAGCGACGACGUCGAGUCCCGCACCAUCCGCCAGUUCCACCUGAGCGACUGGCCGGGCGACGCCCUCAUCGACUUCAUCGGCCAGGUGCACAAGACCAAGCAGCAGUUCGGCCAGGACGGCCCCAUCACCGUGCACUGCAGUGGCGGCGUGGGCCGCAGCGGCGUGUUCAUCGCGCUGGCCUUGCUGCUGGAGCGCAUGCAGUACGAGGGCAUGGUGGACGUCCUCGGCACCGUGCGCCUGCUGCGCUCGCAGCGCCCCUCCAUGGUCAGCACGCUGGAGCAAUACCACCUGCUGUACCAGUCUUCACUGCAGUACCUGGGCUCCUUCGACCACUACGGGUCGUGAAGGCGAACUCCACUCAUUUGAGAAAGGCGGAAAAGAAACUGAAAAAACUUGAUUGCCAAUGUGGAAAUGUUGCGUGCCGAGGGACGCGCGGCGUACGUUUAGUGGUUUAGUAAACCAAUUUUGUGAUGAUCGCUCCUCGGAGUAAACCUAAUGGUUGUGAGGACUGACAGCCAGCCUGCCGUGGCGUUGGCUGCUCUGGUGCCCUAUGGCGUAGUUUAAUACAUAUUCCCUGGCAGUGUGCGCCAGCCCUAACCCAGCAUGAUUAAACAUAUCAUAGUUUUAAGUACUUCAUCCUCUGCUACGUUUUUUGUCCCAGACCAUGUUGGUCUACCGCUGUUUCUUGUUCACAUGAAUGUGGCCCCCUCCCGAAAAGCUUUCGAUUGUGUCGAUAGAACUACUUGAUGGUUUGAAUGUUGUGAUUUCUUUUCGUUACGAAUUAUUGGACAAAGUCUUAAGCGAGUAAGUAGAUGUUUGGAAAUUCGGUGAAACGUUUUAAUUUGGACAACGCAUAUGUGGCCAGCAAUCAAUUGCCACUCGCUGUGUACCUGUGUUACGUAGAGUGAUUCAAAUCCUUUGCUGCCAUUUUAUUUAUUGUUACGAGUUGUGCCUAUUUUUGUAAGCCAUCAGGCAUACAAUUGUUUUGUACAUAGACUGUUCACAAAUGACUGAAUAAAUUGAAUGAAUGUUUUACUUUUUA
Messenger RNA from Thrips palmi, 7169 nucleotides. RefSeq names its product tyrosine-protein phosphatase Lar (gene Lar). Gene Ontology annotation, biological process: protein dephosphorylation. Bases 440 to 6472 code for a protein of 2010 amino acids. The transcript has 26 exons. Gene Ontology annotation, molecular function: protein tyrosine phosphatase activity; protein binding. Lineage: Eukaryota; Metazoa; Arthropoda; Insecta; Thysanoptera; Thripidae. The record is from RefSeq and is a predicted model, not a curated record.